UAUGCAUUUCACUUGCGUGGAGCCGUAACAUUCCUUUCUCCCUCUGAUCUUUUCUGCUCUGUUCUGUUCUCUCUCUUUUCUCUGUUCUCUCUCCCUUUAUUGCUUUCUCCCCCUCAUUGUACCUCAAUCUCUCUGUGCUUGUACUUGUGUGUGUAUAUGUGUGUGUGUGUCAGAGAAGCUGAAUCAAGAGAGGAUCAAAUCAAGCAUUCUUUCUCAGAACCAUUCACAUCCAAGGAAAUAUGUGGCUAUCGGUGGUGUUGCUUCUGCUUGGAUUCUCAGCCCUGGUUCAGGUGUCAGUGCAGGGUCCACACCAGAGGUAUCUGCUGAAGGAGUUAUUAAAGGACUACAAUCGCAUGGAGAGGCCAGUGGCCAAUGACUCUCUUCCUCUCACUGUUAAAUUCUCAAUGAUCCUGGCACAGAUUAUGGAUGUGGAUGAGAAGAAUCAGAUCCUCACUACCAAUUUAUGGCUUCAGAUGCACUGGUAUGAUCACUAUCUCCAGUGGAACCAGUCUGAGUAUCCUGGGGUGAAGAACCUGAGAUUCACCACUGACCAGGUCUGGACACCUGACAUUCUCCUCUAUAACAGUGCGCAUGACAAGUUUGAUUCCACCUUCAAGACCAAUGUUCUGGUUAACUCCAGUGGCUUCUGCCAGUAUCUUCCACCUGGGAUCUUCAUGAGCACGUGUAAUGUGGAUGUACGCUGGUUCCCCUUUGACAUCCAAAGAUGUGAGCUGAAGUUUGGCUCGUGGACCUUUGAUGGCUGGUUGUUGGACCUGCAAAUGAACGAGGCCAACACCUCUGGGUACAUGACUAAUGGAGAAUGGGACUUGAUCGGAGUUCCAGGUAACCGGAACGUGGUGUAUUAUGAGUGCUGCAAGGAGCCGUACCUGGACGUGACGUUCAUGGUGACCAUCAGACGGCGCACGCUGUACUACGCCCUGAACCUGCUGAUCCCCUGUAUGCUCCUCUCCUCCAUGACCCUGCUCAUCUUCCUCCUCCCUGCCAACUCCGGGGAGAAGAUCUCUCUGGGCAUCACUGUGCUCCUCUCUCUCACCGUGUUCAUGCUGUUGGUGGCAGAGAUUAUGCCAGCUACAUCAGACUCUAUACCUCUGAUCGGUCAGUACUUUGCCAGCACCAUGAUCAUCGUGGGUAUGUCCGUGGUGGCCACAGUUGUGGUGCUGCAGUACCAUCAUCAUGACCCUAAUGGAGGAAACAUGCCGAAAUGGGUCCAGCUGGUUCUGCUGCACUGGGUGGCCUGGUUUCUGCGGAUGAAGCGUCCCGGGGAGAGAGGGGAGCCCAGCCACACCCCCUGCGCCCCCCAGCUGCGCCGCUGCUCCUCGGGCUCCCAGAACAGGAGCCUGCCCACCCCCGCGGAGCGGUCCCUGCACUCCAACCUGACGCCCCUGAAGGCCAGGCUGUCCUACCUGAGCCACACGCACAACUCCCUGCCGCACCUGCACACUCAGACCAGCGCCAACAACAACAGCAACCUGCUGUACAUCGGCUUCCCCAGCCUGGACGACCCGCCCCUCAUCGCCGAGCACGUCCACAGGACCAGCACCAUCACCCGCAAGGGCGGCUCCGGCGGUCUGGCAGGGAGCCCCCCGUCCCCGGGGCCCACCCUGGACGCCCUGGGCUGCCCCAGCAGCGUGUCCAGCGGCUUCGGCCCCGCGGUGGGGGCCGGGUACCUGGGGGCCUCCCACCACGCUUUGGGCGACCCCCAGCUGCAGGCCAUCCUGGAGGAGGUGCGCUUCAUGGCCGACCGCUUUCGGGAGCAGGACGAGAGCGGCGUGAUGGCGGACCAGUGGAAGUUCGCGGCGGCCGUCAUCGACCGGCUCUGCCUGGUGGCCUUCAGCGUCUUCAACAUCAUCUGCACCAUCUCCAUCCUCAUGUCCGCCCCUAACUUUGUGGAGGCCAUGUCCAAGGACUUCAUCUGAGGGAGAACUGUGUGUGUGUGUGUGUGUGUGCAUGCAUGUGUGUGCAGCUGUAUGUGUGUGUGUGUGUGUGUGUUUGCGCGUACGUGGGAAGAGGGGGGUUGAGAGGAACAGUGGAGCGGAGUGGCUUCGUCUUUCUCUGAGGAGGUGGGACUUCACCACCGAGCGAGGGAAAGAAGAAAGGAAUAGAAAGUGGAGAGGUGAAACAAGUUUGAUGGGAAACAAAGAGGCACGAUAGGUGAGCAACCCUUUGUGAAAGAUAGAGAAGUUUCGGAGAGAGAAACAAAGGUGCUUUAUUUUUGACAGACAAUACGUUGAGCCGCCUUUCACCAAAGGCAGAGCAUUCAGGAGAGGGGGAACGCUCCAGAUUCAGACAAUUCAGACCCUUCUUUGUGUCAUUCAGCUGUGUAACUGACAUCCUUCUUUGUACGAUUGUAUUGACCAUUUGUCAGUUGGUAAUUAGGAGAGAUCCAGAGGAGUCAUGGGACUGCAGUGAUUCACUAAAUCUUUUUAGCACUGGCCACCCUAGGAUGUGUGCAUCAUUGUUCAGCAGUGAAUCAGUUGAGCUGAGAUUGUGACUUGUGCGCUUGCAUUAGAUUGUACUCUUCUGAAAGAUAUUGCUGGAACACAUUUGGCAGCUGACACGCUUUCCCCUCUCUACCUCUGAAUCUGAACUGAUUUCCUAUGAUCUCUCCGUAAAAAAUGGAAAUGUUGAAUGUGCUAUCUCUGAAUAUGCAUCCAAAAAUAAAAAAUAUUAUUUUCUA
Molecule: messenger RNA, 2698 nt
Organism: Conger conger (European conger)
Lineage: Eukaryota; Metazoa; Chordata; Actinopteri; Anguilliformes; Congridae
Product: neuronal acetylcholine receptor subunit alpha-7-like
Exons: 10
Coding region: 240-1937 (565 amino acids)
Biological process (GO): signal transduction; regulation of membrane potential; chemical synaptic transmission
Cellular component (GO): neuron projection; postsynaptic membrane; synapse
Molecular function (GO): transmembrane signaling receptor activity; acetylcholine-gated monoatomic cation-selective channel activity
Source: RefSeq, a predicted model, not a curated record